AUUGAAAACAAAGUUGAACGUCAGGAUGUAUGGUUGAGCUCUGCCGUCGUCACAACACUGAUACCAAACGCAGUGGUCAUUUUUCAAACAAAGGCGGUUAUGUUUUUAUCUCUUUGACCAUUCCUGGCUGCUCGUCCGCUACCUCAAAUUCUUCCUGUUUCUGAAGCCAAUUUUAUUUUUGCACGAUGUUAUUUUCCCGGGCACUUUAUAGGAUAUCUAGAAAUCACAGAGGCAGCUUGAACGGAUGUCGGCGGUUUCCCUCUGGCCGAGGCCAGAAUCACCAACUUAUUCUGUCGCAUAUUUGUCAGUCUCCUGAAAACUCAGCUGGAAAGGUUUUUAGAAGUUUAAUUUUCUCUAACUGUCUACCCACGCUGCAUAGUGCUAGUCAUCUAUUCCAUAAUCAGAGCAGCUCCAUAAUUGAGGACCAACUUGACCCAUUUUCGCUGGUUGCCGAUGAACUAUCUCAUCUUGCUAAUAGGCUGCGAGCAAUGGUUGUUGCUGAGGUUCCUAAGCUUGCCUCAGCUGCUGAAUACUUUUUCAAAAUGGGGGUGGAGGGAAAAAGAUUUCGUCCCACAAUUAUUUUAUUAAUGUCAACAGCAUUAAACGUGCAAAUACCCAACUCAUCUCCAUCUAAUGAGCUAGAAGGCACUUUGACAACUGAACUGCGUUCAAGGCAGCAAUGCAUAGCCGAAAUUACAGAGAUGAUCCAUGUGGCGAGUCUUCUUCAUGAUGAUGUUUUAGAUGACGCUGAUACAAGACGUGGUAUUGGUUCAUUAAAUUUUGUGAUGGGUAAUAAGUUGGCAGUGUUAGCAGGAGAUUUUUUGCUUUCUCGGGCAUGUGUUGCUCUUGCUUCACUGAAAAACACAGAGGUUGUAUCUUUGUUGGCAACAGUAGUAGAACAUCUUGUAACAGGGGAGACCAUGCAAAUGAGUACAACAUCUGGUCAACGGUGCAGCAUGGAAUAUUAUAUGCAAAAGACAUACUACAAGACUGCAUCAUUAAUUUCAAAUAGUUGCAAGGCAAUUGCCCUGCUUGGGGGGCAUACAGCAGAAGUUGCUAUGUUGGCUUUUGAUUAUGGAAAAAAUCUGGGGCUGGCAUUUCAAUUGAUAGAUGAUGUGCUUGAUUUCACGGGCACAUCAACUUCACUUGGAAAGGGUUCUUUAUCAGACAUUCGCCAUGGAAUUGUGACAGCUCCAAUAUUAUUUGCAAUGGAGGAUUUCCCUGAGUUGCGUACAGUGGUCGAGCAGGGCUUUGACAACCCUGCAAAUGUUGAACUUGCUCUGGAUUAUCUGGGAAAAAGCCGAGGUAUACAGAGGACAAGGGAACUAGCCAUAAAGCAUGCUAACCUUGCAGCAGCAUCAAUUGAUUCUUUACCGGAGAGUAAUAAUGAGGAAGUAAAAAGAUCAAGGAGAGCACUAAUAGAUCUUACUCAGAGAGUCAUUACAAGAACAAAAUGAAAACCGGAGGCUAUUAAAUUAAAAUGGACGGUUGAACAAUCGUUCUGCUGCUAUUCUUAAAUUUUUCUCUCACUGGCAACAGAAGGUAAGAAGAAAUCCCUGGUUUGUAGCGUCCGUCUGUUCCUUCUUUCUCGGUAUUCUCCGUCCUUGCUUGUCUCUGGGGGUCUAUUUCCUGUUUCUAUACUUCAAGAGUGGAAUAUAGAAAUCAUGCUUUUAGAUUUCUUUUUUCUAUACUUCCUCACCAUCCCCCUAGGUUGUUAUAUAAUAAAAUGUACAACUGAGUUGUUCGGCCACAAAUUCUUUAAAAUUGGUAACAUUAUUUCUGCAA
Prosopis cineraria is the source of this 1785-nucleotide messenger RNA. Its product is annotated as solanesyl diphosphate synthase 3, chloroplastic/mitochondrial-like. Gene Ontology annotation, biological process: isoprenoid biosynthetic process; ubiquinone biosynthetic process. The coding region runs from base 186 to 1457 and encodes 423 amino acids. Lineage: Eukaryota; Viridiplantae; Streptophyta; Magnoliopsida; Fabales; Fabaceae. Gene Ontology annotation, molecular function: prenyltransferase activity. Gene Ontology annotation, cellular component: transferase complex. The transcript has 12 exons. The record is from RefSeq and is a predicted model, not a curated record.